Messenger RNA from Labrus mixtus (cuckoo wrasse), 1586 nucleotides. It is a transcript of the gene asf1bb, whose product is annotated as anti-silencing function 1Bb histone chaperone. Gene Ontology annotation, molecular function: histone binding. Gene Ontology annotation, cellular component: nucleus. NCBI's taxonomy places the organism in Eukaryota, Metazoa, Chordata, Actinopteri, Labriformes, Labridae. The coding region runs from base 205 to 804 and encodes 199 amino acids. The transcript has 4 exons. The record is from RefSeq and is a predicted model, not a curated record. Gene Ontology annotation, biological process: DNA replication-dependent chromatin assembly.
AUGACGUAUUUCCUCUGUCCCAGCCGCACAGUUGCUCAUGUUGGUGUUCUCGGACAGUAAAGGAUAACUAUUAGUACUGAAGGCAGACAACACCAUCGUGCCAGCCAGCCCCGGAGCUCAGAGACAGUUCAGCACCGAAGGACUCGAGAAAAAGCUUUAAAGUUGUCUAGGUCGAAGAGAUUCAGAAGAUAUCAAGACACCACAAUGGCAAAAGUUCAGGUGUUAAAUGUCGCUGUUUUGGACAACCCGAGCCCGUUUGGAAACCCGUUUCAGUUUGAAAUGACGUUUGAAUGCAUGGAGGAUUUACCGGAGGAUCUAGAGUGGAAGAUCAUUUAUGUUGGUUCAGCUGAGAGCGAGGAGUACGACCAGGUUCUGGAUUCUGUUCUAGUUGGUCCGGUGCCGGCCGGCAGACACAUGUUUGUGUUUCAGGCUGAUGCUCCUAACACGGGGCUGAUUCCAGAGAGUGAUGCUGUAGGAGUGACUGUGGUCCUCAUAACCUGCACCUACCGUGGACAGGAGUUCAUCCGCAUUGGUUACUAUGUCAACAAUGAAUACACCGACCCCGAACUACGGGAAAACCCCCCUCUUAAACCAGACUACACUCAGCUCCAGCGGAAUAUUUUGGCCUCCAACCCUCGUGUGACCCGCUUCCACAUCAACUGGGAGGGCUCAGCGGACAAGAUGGAGGACUGCGAGAACGUGGACCCGUCCCCCAACAUCAGCGGCAUGCUCCCUCCAGCCUGUAUACCAGGAAAGAUGCCGCAAAUUGGACUGAUGCCGGACAACUCCAUGGACUGCAUGUAAGAAUCAACAGAUUGAGAUAAUGGACAAGAAGCUCUUCUUAUCUUUGUACAUCACUAACGCUCUUUUGGACAAGGACGCCACGGACUUAUCUACUCAACAUAUAAGAAAUCAGGGACGUUAUUUUUAUACGCAAAAAGGGUUGGAUAUGUAGCUGUUAGGAAGUCUUUCACUCUCACUUACCGUACUUUCAAAACACACACAUCAUCACGUCCAACUUUGCCUUAUUUAACUGUCUUUGAUAAAGCAAACGCUGAGCGGAGAAAAGUUCAUGUCAUGAGGGUGAAAUGUUCUUAUGGCAGCAUUAUGAGACUCACAAAUCAAAUUAACUUACUUAUGUUGACCUGUUUGUACUUUUUCUGUGCAGUUCACAUGUUCUCUUGAGCACAGAGCAAAGCUAUGAGUGAGCGCUUUGUCUGUCAGAAUGAAUGUAGCAUUUAAUUGUUCUGAAGGUUUGUCUCAUCAGGCAUCGGGAUACCUUCGGAAACACAUUCUGGGUUUUAGAACAGGAGCAUUGUGCUGGUUUCUGUUCUCAGAGGAGGAUUGAGUGUUAGCAUGGGAGCUAAAGCAGAGUUCUACCUUGUACUCUGGAGUGUUACUGAAAAUGCGAUGCCAUAUUGCAGUCAACUAGUUUGGAUGAUGUAAGCAUACUGUAAAUAAUGUUUCUCAGCGCUUAUUAAGUCUUCAAGUUCAAGAGGACAUAUUUUGUCUUUGUACUUAUAUUCUGUGCCUCACUAUUUGUACCGACAGUGAUGUGGUAAAUAAAGUUUGUUUUGUUGAUUCUG